Molecule: messenger RNA, 1974 nt
Organism: Blastocystis hominis
Lineage: Eukaryota; Bigyra; Opalinata; Blastocystidae
Exons: 7
Coding region: 1-1974 (657 amino acids)
Biological process (GO): protein folding
Cellular component (GO): cytosol; nucleus
Molecular function (GO): ATP binding; ATP-dependent protein folding chaperone
Source: RefSeq, a predicted model, not a curated record
AUGGUGUAUGCCAGAAUCCACCAAAUAACAUUCAUUUUAACUCAGUAUAACGACAAAAUCAAAAAGAAUUACAGGAACAUGACAAGAAUCAUUGGAAUUGAUAUAGGCGGCCAGACUCUGUAUAUCGGAGAAUGGGUUGAGGGAGAUCUAACACUUAAUCCUGAAGGUUUUUCCAAGAUUGUGCUAAACGACUAUCAAAAGAAGUUUUCUGUUGGGAACCAAGUAAACAUCUGCGGCCAUUGCUCCGCAAAGUAUUAUAGCGAUCCCAAGUCUGCUGUUUGCGGCUGUUUGGAGUAUUUCCGUUCUCUCUCUGAAGAAGAUAUGCGCCUGGUGAAAGACUGGAAUCCGUGCGAUCUAGUGAAUGAGAAUGGCGAAAUCUCAUUUGCUAUGAAGAUAAACGGAAAGGAGCAAAAACUGUCAUCUCUAGUGUUAGCGAAUUUCUACUUUGAAUACGCUCUUUACUGUAUCAUGCGCAAAGAUUCAGACCUCUACGCACAGCGUCUGGAGAUUCCAAAGCGGCAAAGCACCGAGGGAGGCGUGUGGGUUCCGGACACCUUCGGUCCAAAUGAGAUCGCAAAGCUGCGGACGCUGACUUCCUGGAGCAACUACAAGCAGUUUUUCUAUCUCAAGUCUUGCCUUGCGAUCGCUUUGGAGAACGGAUUCUAUGAAUGCACGCAUGAUCCAGCCUUCCAACCCGCGCGACACAUCAUCGUUGACGCUGGAGCCACACACAUGACUCUAUUCGUAGUGUGCUAUUCGAAGAACAAGAUCUGUAUUGAGUAUGCUCGCGAUGUUCCCGGCGUUUGCGGCAGGCUUUUCACCGAGAAAAUGAUGGAGUGCUUGGUGUCGAAGGAGACGAUCGAGCGACUGAAGCGCGAAGAGCGCAAGAACUACCUCCACAUUCUGGACGUGUGCGAGAAAAAGAAGUGCGAUCUGAACGCCUCGGAAAUCGGGGAAAUCGACGUGGAUCUCUCCGACUACAUCGAAUUCGACGGCGACCAGGACAUGAGCUUCCUCCAAGUCAAGAUCGACGCCUUCUCCUCUCGCUGCGCCCCGCUCGUCGCUCGUUUCCGCGCCGCCCUCCAAGAAAUGUGCGAAGCCAUCCGCGGUUUCCACGAUUCCACGCCGCUGGUGAAGGUGCUUCCCUCUGGCGGCGCGAUGCGAACGUGCUGUCUCCAGCAGGAACUGAAACGCGCGGUGCAGUCGCUGGGGUGGAACCAGGCGGAUUUGAUGCACACCCUCAACAUGGACGAGCCGGUCGCGCUGGGAGCGGCGACGUUGGCGCAUUUGCUGGAGCAGAAGAGCGUGAAGUUGGACAAAUCGGUGCUGGGGACGCUGGUGUUCAGCGAGGAUUCGGUGGAUUGGGAAUCGUUCUCGACGAAGGAGAGCGAUGUGGAGAUUUGCAUGAGAGAAAACGCGAUGGAGGUCGAAACGCAUCUUUCUAUUAUGGAUUCGAGAGAUCGAGCUGCGUUUGUGAAGACGGUCGAUGCGAUUCAUGCGAAGGAGAAGAUAUUCUUCGAGAUCGGCUCGCUGCUGAACGAGUUGACACGCAUUUCCUUCGAAUUCGAGGAUAAGGAAGCGGCUGGAAGUCUGGCGUUCGAGCAAGGAAAGCCGUUUUUGGGCAAAACGCUGCGGGAACUCAUCGGCGAAACGACGUGCUUCGGUCGAAAGAUCAACUGGGAGCGGCUGCAGACGAGCAAAGGGAAGAACGGUCGAUGGUAUGCGCGCUGGGUGGAGGCGUUGCGAGUUUACCAGCAAGCGCUGGAAGAACAGGAAGCGAAGUUCGUGUCUGCGAAGGAUGAGUUGAAGCAGAUUCGCAAUAGUCGAGCACGAAGAGAGGCCGUUACAGUGGAGAAACUGGAGGAUUUGAAGAAGUGUUUUGAGAAUGUGGAGAGCGAAUACUUGAAGGCGCUUGAUUUGGUGAAAUGGGUGAUCGAGUCUGUGAAUUAUCAGAUCUUGAGGCGUUCUGGAUAA